Messenger RNA from Cariama cristata (Red-legged seriema), 931 nucleotides. Its product is annotated as histone acetyltransferase KAT6B-like. Gene Ontology annotation, biological process: nucleosome assembly. The coding region runs from base 272 to 931 and encodes 219 amino acids. Gene Ontology annotation, molecular function: DNA binding. NCBI's taxonomy places the organism in Eukaryota, Metazoa, Chordata, Aves, Cariamiformes, Cariamidae. The record is from RefSeq and is a predicted model, not a curated record. The transcript has 2 exons. Gene Ontology annotation, cellular component: nucleosome.
AACAAACUUUUCCUGUAAGGUUGUACCAGUAUCGUCACGAAAUAAUCCUUUCUACCUUUCCAUAACGGUAAAGUAACUGGAAGUUUCAGUCAGCGGAUACUUCCCUGCCUUUUCCAGCUCUUCAGGAUGGAUAUUUUUGAGGUGCAUCCAAGCAGUGUGUGGAAUCAUUUGCUUUGUGUUUGAGGUGUGAACAACCUCUGAAAGAUCUGCUAAAAGGAUAAGGAGGAACCUCUAUGGGUAACCCUUGGCUGGAAACAAUUACUGGUCAACCAUGGUAAAACUUGCCAACCCUCUUUAUACGGAGUGGAUUCUUGAAGCUAUACAAAAAGUUAAAAAGCAAAAGCAAAGGCCCUCUGAAGAGAGAAUAUGUCAUGCUGUUUGUGCUUCCCAUGGAUUAGAUAAGAAGACUGUUUCGGAACAGUUGGAACUUAGUGUUCAAGAUGGUUCUAUUCUUAAGGUUACCAACAAAGGCCUUGCAUCCUACAAGGACCCAGAUAAUCCCGGACGGUUUUCAUCUGUUAAACCUGGCACUAUUCCUAAAUCUGUUAAGGGAUCUAGAGGAGCUUGUAAUGAGCUUCGUAAUGUGGAUUGGAAUAAACUCUUGAGAAGAGCAAUUGAAGGGCUUCACGAGCCAAAUGGCUCCUCCCUGAAAAACAUAGAGAAGUAUUUGAGGAGUCAAAAUGACCUAGCAAAUAUUUUUAACAAUCCUGCUUUUCAGCAGAGGUUGCGUCUGGGGGCCAAACGUGCUGUGAACAAUGGGAGAUUACUGAAGGAUGGACCUCAGUAUAGAGUGAAUUAUGGUGGUUUGGAAAGCAAAGGAGCUCCAAAGUACUCCAGCACUUUCCCAGCUUCACUUCCACCUGUCAGCCUUCUACCCCAUGAAAAAGACCAGGAACUUGGUUAUAAAACAGAUGAUGAAAAACCUCGAUAA